AUGUCCCAGGAAUUUGAUGUGUUUGCUGAUUUGUACAACGAUGACAAUGAAGAAAAAGCCAAAUUUUUGCAGGCGCUUAAUUCAAAGCAAACGGAUUUGUUAAACUCUGUGAGUUCAGAUGAAGAUGAUAUGCUUCCGCCAUCAUUCCAAAUGAAGGGAAAAGGUCGUGCCAAAAAAACUAAACCUCCACCUUCUACCAAAGGGUUUUUGAUACUAAAAGAGGCCUCUCCUGCAAAAAAGUCUAAAUCGAAUGCACCACAGAUGGAAGUCUUAAAUCCACCAGUAGCAUCAUCACAAUCGAUCAAUGCUCCUGGUACCGCUAGCAGACGCAGAACAAGGAGCAGUGCUGCUGGACCGCCGACAGAUGCGCAAACCACAACUUCUUUAGCGUCGAGCGCAGUGGAUAAUGUAGCACCGACAACACGCAAUGUAAUGCGAGCGCGACGAGACUAUUUUGCUGAAAUUGCUGCGCGUUCCACUAACGUUGCCUAUGUGGAUUUGGUGUCCAGUCCAAUGCCACGAAUUGAGGGUGUUGUUACAGUUGAUUCUGAUGCAGAAGAUAGCAAAUCUAGUAAUAGCGUAGAAAUAAGAAGCCCAGGAACACCAAGCAGUUCGUUUGUUGAUACACUUGAAUGCUCAUUUGAUGAGGAUAAUCCAGAAGUUUCAGUGAAAAUCAAAUGGGAUGGUGGAAACCCAGAAAUUUUUAAACUACGUAAACAUCAGAAAUUUCAAGAUAUAUUUAUUAUAAUAGCAGACCGUGAACAAGAACCUAUCGACAAUUUAGUCUUUAAUAUAGAAAACCGUAUAAUAUCAGCUGGUGAUACGCCAGCAAGUAUAAAUUAUAAGGUUUAUGAGUUUAUUAGUGGGCGUGCUUUAUCUGAUGACUUCGAUAUGGGCGCGCGCAGAAAGAAGCGUAAUGCUAAUAUAAUCAUGCUAAAAAUUCAAUCGGACCUCUGGCCAAAGAGACCACUAAAAGUCGAAUUGAACAAAACUGAUAAAUUAAAGAUUUUAUAUAUAAAAUGCGCUGAAGAGUUGAAAAUGCCUGCUGAGGAUCUCAUAUUAAGCUUCAAUGGCGAUCAUUUGGGCUUCAAUGAAACACCUGAAGACUUUGAAUUUGAAGGUGAUGAAGCUGUCGACUUGCGUAUUAAAAAGAAAUAA
Messenger RNA from Ceratitis capitata (Mediterranean fruit fly), 1158 nucleotides. RefSeq lists its product as uncharacterized. The transcript is spliced from 6 exons. Gene Ontology annotation, biological process: cytokine production; positive regulation of transcription by RNA polymerase II. The record is from RefSeq and is a predicted model, not a curated record. The coding region runs from base 1 to 1158 and encodes 385 amino acids. NCBI's taxonomy places the organism in Eukaryota, Metazoa, Arthropoda, Insecta, Diptera, Tephritidae. Gene Ontology annotation, molecular function: protein binding.